Messenger RNA from Drosophila grimshawi, 864 nucleotides. RefSeq names its product photoreceptor-specific nuclear receptor (gene Hr83). The record is from RefSeq and is a predicted model, not a curated record. Lineage: Eukaryota; Metazoa; Arthropoda; Insecta; Diptera; Drosophilidae. The transcript has 2 exons. Bases 1 to 864 code for a protein of 287 amino acids. Gene Ontology annotation, molecular function: zinc ion binding; nuclear receptor activity; RNA polymerase II cis-regulatory region sequence-specific DNA binding. Gene Ontology annotation, biological process: anatomical structure development; regulation of transcription by RNA polymerase II; cell differentiation.
AUGUCCAUGUCCCUCUACAAUGGCUGUCAGGUGUGCGGAGAUCAGAGUUCUGGGAAACAUUAUGGGGUCUCCUGCUGCGAUGGCUGCUCCUGCUUCUUCAAGCGGAGCGUACGCAAGGGCAACAAUUAUGCCUGCAUUGCUGGCAAGGGAAAUUGUGUCGUGGACAAGGCACGUCGCAAUUGGUGUCCCUUCUGUCGUUUCCAGCGCUGUCUCGCCGCCGGUAUGAACAUUACUGCCGUCCAGGAGGAGCGUGGUCCACGCACCCAACACCAAUCGCAACCGAGCAACUCGAAUCAUUGCCGUCGUCUGCUGCUGGCGCGGACAUCAUCAACCCCGUCGCCUACUCCUCCGGUUGCUGGCGGGCAGACACUGCACUUUCAGAUACUCGCCCAAAUUCUGGUCACGUGUCUGCGCCAGGCGAAGCUCAACGAACAGUUCCGUCUGCUGGAGCGAGCGCAGCAGGAUGCCAUUCUGCAGGUGGUGUGGAGUGAGUGCUUUAUUCUGCGUGCCUCGCACUGGUCCCUCGACAUCAGCGCCAUGAUCGACACCUGUGGAGAUGCUCAGCUCAAGUGGCUGCUAGCCGAGGCCCAACAGCUGCGUGCCGAUCUCAUGGAACUCAACUUUCUGGAGACGCUCAUCUUGUGCCGCAAAGAACUGGCCCUCAAUGCGGAUUAUGCCGUGAUUUUGGAGGCACACUCGAAUGGAGCACUCUGCUCCCUGGCCCGCUAUACGCUGCACCGAUCCCAUUGGCUGCGAUUUGGCCAACUGCUGCUCGGAUUACGGCAACUCUGUUUGCGGCGCUACGAUUGCGCCCUCUCCUGCAUGUUCCGGAAUGUUGUGCGAGAUAUUCUGAAAACACUUUGA